CAGCCAACAUCCCGCCGUUUGCCGCCGCUUAUCGGGGAAUUGCAGGGCUGCAUCCCCUCCUCCCCAGCUGGACAUCACUCACUAGUUGUGUACAGCCCGCCAUCCAGACCCUGCAGAUUCAGCUGUCCCAGUGGUUAUUUUGCCAUCAGAUCUGGGAGGUAUAUCUCGUCUACGCUUCAUUACCUUCCUUCUCAGGAGCCAACAUUCCUCCCCUACCACCAUCACAUCAGUGCAGUGCAGCCUGGUCUCCACAUUUGGAGCCAAGAUCGGGGCCAUAGAUUCUACGUCCCCCCCACUGAGGAUCCCAACUAUUAACUAGUCUUGCGCUACACCGCUCGUCUGACGUCCAUCCCCCCUUUUGCCCGGAAAUUGCACCGUGCGAUAAGGUUGAAGGGUGGUCAUAUUUGAAUGUCGAACAGGGAGAAGUCACUUGGGUCCCUGACAGCCCCUGCACCGUGACAACCUGAGUCCCAUCCACCACCAUGGCCCCGUUGGGCGAGACCAUCGCCGUGAUUGACAGGUCUGGGAAGGUGGUCAGCACGAGCAAACACCUCUUUGGGGUCUUCAGUCAAGCCAAGAAUGCCUAUCGGGAGCGCAAAGCCCAAGUGCAGUCCGAGCGGAACGCCAAGAUUGCGGAGAGGGAGGCCUUGAAGAUGCUCCAGAACUACCACAUCGAUGAUGGCCGCUACGAGGCUGCUCCCUCGGUCGCAUCGUCGCGGCGGAGUCGCUCGCGACAGUACGCGGGCCGCAGCCGCAGCCAUCAUCCCGGGGUAGGGUCCUUGUACGAGGAGGACGUGCACUGGCGAGGAGACUACGAGGCGGAGGACCCAUACUACAACCAACCGCGCGAGAUGGUGCGACGACACACGCACCACGAUGUCGGCGUGCGCGAGCUGGACCGGCCGGUUCCGGUCCGCACGCGCUCCGACUAUACCCCCCAUGUCGAUAUGGAUCUGGCCUACGGCGAGUUCCACCCGUCCGCCCUCGAGCCGCCCCGUCAGGACCAGCUCGUUCCCCCACCACACUCCGGCCAGCUGCAACGCAUUGAGGACCCCGAACUCAACGGGCUGGUUUCUCGCGCACAGUGGCUGCUCGAGGAGGCCGACUGCAUGCAGCACACCGCCACCGCCACGAUUGCCCACCUCCAGAAGAACCCGGACUCCAUGGCGGCCGUCGCGCUCACGCUGGCGGAAAUCAGCAACCUGGUGACCAAGCUGGCGCCGUCCGCGCUGGGGGCCCUCAAGGCCGCCGCGCCCAGCGUCUUCGCCCUGCUCGCGAGCCCGCAGUUUCUCAUUGCCGCCGGCGUGGGUCUGGGGGUGACGAUCGUCAUGUUCGGCGGCUACAAGAUCGUCAAGCAGAUCCAAUCGGCCACGUCCUCCACGACCCCCGUGCUCGAGGCCGCCCCGCAUCAACAACAACAACAACAACCACCACCUCCCUUCCCCCAACAAUACCCGCGCGACGCGAUGGACGACCCCAGCAUGGAGGACAUGAUGGAGUUCAACACGGACUGCCUCAGCAGCGUGGAGAUGUGGCGGCGCGGGGUCGCCGACGCCGAGGCCGAGAGCGCGGGCACCUCCGUCGACGGCGAGUUCAUCACCCCGACGGCCGCCAUGAUGUCCGGCAUCGACGUGACCACCGCCAGGAUGACCCGCGACCCGCGCUUCAAGUUUGACGACGACGACGAGCACUCCAGGGCCUCCUCGCGUCGCUCGCGCCGUUCCCGCUCGCAUCAGCACGGCCGAUCGCGCGCCGACCACCGGCCCCCGGAGUCGUAUCUCGGCUCCAAGGCGCCGCCCUCGUCGCAUCACCACCCUUCUUCGCAAUCGGAGGCUCGUGACUCUAAGAAACCCAAGGAGAAGACGAAGCGGUCCAGUCGGUUGAGAUUGAUGUUCACGACCUGAUUGCGUGGGGGGUGCUGGGAUUUUGCGACUCUCCGGUCGGAUGGGAGGGGGAUGAAAUCUGUACAAACUUUCUUUUGUCCUCAUGCCUUGCCGCAACUUGAAUCUGUGAAUGCACAAGAAGGGGGGCAAUACUGAUAUUAUUGUGAUGAUCUGAUGGGCGUUGAUUCCGCAUUGCGUACACUUACUUACGCCUUCUUCACAGUCCGACUUUGUAUCGGAAGGUUUAUUCGAGCGAGUUUUGCGGUCGGCGUUUUCUGCAUAUAUGGCGUUAGGGAAUAUUCUUUCAGCAUUUGUGCAUAUUCAAAUCCACAUUGUUCCGACCCG
Molecule: messenger RNA, 2228 nt
Organism: Aspergillus saccharolyticus JOP 1030-1
Lineage: Eukaryota; Fungi; Ascomycota; Eurotiomycetes; Eurotiales; Aspergillaceae
Exons: 2
Coding region: 483-1904 (473 amino acids)
Source: RefSeq, a predicted model, not a curated record